Molecule: messenger RNA, 2484 nt
Organism: Sesamum indicum (sesame)
Lineage: Eukaryota; Viridiplantae; Streptophyta; Magnoliopsida; Lamiales; Pedaliaceae
Gene: HMG1
Product: hydroxy methylglutaryl CoA reductase 1
Biological process (GO): isoprenoid biosynthetic process; sterol biosynthetic process; coenzyme A metabolic process
Cellular component (GO): endoplasmic reticulum membrane; peroxisomal membrane
Molecular function (GO): protein binding; hydroxymethylglutaryl-CoA reductase (NADPH) activity
Source: RefSeq, a predicted model, not a curated record
UUUUAAAUUUUUUGGAAUUAUGAAAUACAAUGUUGUGGGUACAAAAAUAUUUGGAUCAAAAUGUAUGAAAGAUUAAAUUGUGGGGCGUAAAAUAUAAUUUUGUAGGCGUUAGAUUCCACGCUGGACAGGGCGGGGGCGGGGGCGUUCUGCUCUUCUCCGCUACUCCAAGAAAACUACUCCCGCAACCAUCGCUGUCUCCGCCACCACCGCCUCUUCCAAUACACUCAUUUAUUUUUAGUAUACAAGAAAUUGUGUGUUUUCAUCUUGUUUUUCUAUCUCCCCUCUCAGUAUGGAAAUUCGUCGGAGGCCGCUCAACCACCCUCUUCCUCCUUCUACCGUCUCCCGCGACGCCGUCUGCCGUAAGGCCUCCGAUGCUCUCCCUCUUCCUCUCUAUUUAACCAACACCAUUUUCUUUACGUUGUUUUUUUCCGUUGCCUACUUCCUCCUCCACCGUUGGCGCGACAAGAUCCGCAACUCCGUCCCGCUGCACGUUCUCACCCUUUCCGAGCUCGCAGCCGUUCUCUCCCUCAUCGCCUCCUUCAUCUACCUUCUGGGUUUCUUUGGGAUCGACUUCGUCCAGUCCUUCAUUUCGAAAUCCGAGAGCGACGACGAAAACCAGCAGUGCGUUGUUCACGAAGCUCGAAAGAGUCUUUGCUCUAUUCCGACCCCGGUUGUUUCCAAGCUCACAACCAUGGACGGUUCGCAAGACGAUGAGGGCCUUAUUAAGCGUGUUGUUUCUGGCGAAAUCCCGUCUUAUUCCCUGGAAGCGAAGCUGGGGGACUGCUUCAGAUCGGCCAAAGUUAGGCGCGAGGCGGUGCAACGGAUGGCGGGAAGGUCGAUGGAUGGAUUGCCUUUGGAGGGGUUUGAUUACGAUUCCAUUUUGGGGCAAUGCUGCGAGAUGCCGGUGGGGUAUGUGCAGAUUCCGGUUGGGAUAGCGGGGCCUCUGUUGUUGAAUGGCCGUGAGUACUCGGUGCCGAUGGCCACCACGGAAGGGUGCUUGGUGGCUAGUACUAACAGAGGUUGUAAGGCAAUCUACACUUCUGGUGGUGCCACUAGCGUGCUUCUCCGGGAUGGGAUGACCAGAGCUCCGGUGGUGAGGUUUCCGUCAGCGAAGAAGGCGGCAGAGUUGAAAUUCUUUUUGGAGGAUCCCCUUAAUUUUGACACGUUGUCUGUUGUUUUCAACAAGUCAAGUAGAUUCGCGAGACUCCAAGGUGUUCGAUGUGCAGUCGCCGGGAAAAACCUAUACAUUAGAUUUAGCUGCAGCACAGGUGAUGCUAUGGGGAUGAACAUGGUUUCUAAAGGUGUUCAGAAUGUUUUAGACUUCCUCCAGAGUGAUUUUCCGGAUAUGGAUGUUAUUGGCAUUUCUGGAAACUUCUGUUCUGAUAAGAAACCUGCUGCAGUCAAUUGGAUUGAAGGGCGUGGAAAGUCGGUUGUUUGUGAGGCUACCAUUACUGGAGAUGUGGUGACAAAAGUGUUGAAAACCACUGUUCAUGCUCUUGUUGAGCUUAACAUGCUGAAGAACCUUACUGGUUCUGCCAUUGCUGGUGCUCUUGGUGGCUUCAAUGCACAUGCUGCCAACAUUGUUUCUGCAAUUUUUAUAGCCACUGGGCAGGAUCCAGCUCAAAACAUAGAAAGUUCUCACUGUAUUACUAUGAUGGAGGCUGUCAAUGAUGGCAAGGAUCUUCAUGUUUCUGUGACUAUGCCGUCUAUUGAGGUUGGCACAGUUGGAGGUGGAACUCAAUUGGCAUCACAAUCUGCUUGCCUCAACCUCCUAGGUGUAAAGGGUGCAAACAAAGAGUCCCCUGGAUCAAAUUCGCAGCUGCUAGCCACCAUAGUCGCUGGUUCAGUCUUGGCAGGUGAGCUUUCUCUAAUGUCUGCCAUUGCAGCUGGCCAACUAGUUAAAAGUCACAUGAAAUACAACCGUUCAAGCCGAGACAUUACAAAGCUCGGCUCCUAGGAUUAGAGACCUCCCAGCUAGAAGAUUAGAGUGAUUGACGGGUGAAGAGAUGACUUUUCAUGUGAGGAUGCUCGUGUGGUAGCUGGAAAAUCAGCAGGCAUGUGAAGUUUAAACGUAAUGGGGCUAACAGGCCGAAAUGUAGCUUCCGCGACUAAGCUGGAAGCAGCCCCACACUACUACAGGACAUCUGGAGUCAUUGUCCCCAUGUGUUUGUACUGCAUCAUUUCUCUAUUUUCUUAGUUAUUAUCUAUUUCCCAUUUUAGCAGAUCAAAAUUUUGUUGAUAGUUAUUGUUAUCUCUCGUCUUCUGGGUAGGGAGGGCUGCCUUAUAACAGAUCUUUAAAGAUGUUUGUGGUUCAUCGCCUUGUCUGAUCUUAGUUAGUUUUGUACAGGUUAAGAAACUUACCCUGGACUGAAGUAAUGUUUACACUCUUUGUAGUUUAUCUGGUGCUGUUUAGACAGUUGUACGAUGGUGGUAGAUGUUGUAGGGUCUAAUGGUUUAUGCAAUAGAAGGAAGAUUACUUUUUCA